AUGGCUAAGCUGAGAUCGUGGCAACUGCGCGGUCAGCUACAUCUGUUGACCGGCUUCAUAACGGGAUUCGUUUGCGCUUUUAUGUUGCUUCUCUUCAUUUACGAUGUACACAAUGGCAUCAGCUGUUGGCCAACCAGCAGCAGUAGCAGUGGUAGCAGCGACUACACCUCCUCUAGGGCGAUGAAUAGAUUUUCAGCAGAUUUAUCACCUGCGAUUCGUGUGCUCUGCAUGGUACUCACCUGUCCGGACUAUGUGGAGCGCUAUGCCCAGCACGUAUACGCCACAUGGGGUCAACGCUGCAACAAGCUAAUCUUCGUUAGCAGCGAGAACUACGAACCGUUGGGCGUCGUUCAGGUGGUCGACUCUGACGGCGGCAACUAUGAAGAUUUGUGGAAUAAAACACGAGAGGGUUUUCGAUAUGUCUGGCUAGAAUAUGGCGCGCAAUACGAUUGGUUUCUCAAGGCCGACGAUGAUACCUAUGUGAUUAUGGAAAAUCUGCGUCAUAUGCUCAGCGCCUAUGACCCCGAUAUGCCCAUAUAUUUUGGCUAUCAGAUGAGACGCUAUAAUGUGAGUUACAUGUCUGGCGGCGCUUCCUAUGUGCUUAGUCGCGAGGCACUGCGGCGCUUUAUGAGUGAAGCCUAUAGCUCGGCCAAAAUCUGUCCAGCAGCGAAGAAAACGGGCAUUGAGGACUUCUAUAUGGGCAUUUGCCUGCAGAAUGUGGGCGUGCACUUGAUAGACUCCAAGCGCGCAUUGCCCGCAGAGCAGAAACCAAAGUUUUUUCCGCUGGAUGUUGCAAAAUAUUUGUUCAACUCCAAUGUCAGCAUACCGGACUGGUUGCGAGAGAUGAGCGUCUCACAGAUAGCCACAGGCAACGACUGCUGUUCGAAUUAUUCCAUUGCUUUUCAUUAUACGAAGCCGGAGCGCAUGUAUCUAUAUGAAUUUCUGCUAUAUAAUUUGCGUGUGUUCGGGCGCAGCUACGAGGAGCAGCUGCCGGCGCAGCUCACAGCUGAAGAAUUAUUCGAGCUGUUUCCCAUUGAAAACAAUCUGGAUAUUAGAGAUUUAUCACAAAUGCACGAAAAGCCAGAAAAUUUUUGA
Messenger RNA from Drosophila hydei, 1095 nucleotides. Its product is annotated as glycoprotein-N-acetylgalactosamine 3-beta-galactosyltransferase 1. The record is from RefSeq and is a predicted model, not a curated record. The transcript has 4 exons. NCBI's taxonomy places the organism in Eukaryota, Metazoa, Arthropoda, Insecta, Diptera, Drosophilidae. Gene Ontology annotation, cellular component: membrane. The coding region runs from base 1 to 1095 and encodes 364 amino acids. Gene Ontology annotation, molecular function: N-acetylgalactosaminide beta-1,3-galactosyltransferase activity.